CAUCCACCAUGAGCGACGACGUCUACACUGACCACCCUGACCACACCGUGCCAGGCAUGCGCGAGCGCUCGCGGCCCGGCACGGGCGGCGAGCCGAUCUACGACUCUGUGACGGACAUCCAUGGCCGCCGCGUCUCCGGCAAGCCCGCGAACCGCGCGAUACUAGCGGAUCAGCGCGCGCGCGCGGAGCGCGCCCGCAAACGUGCGGAACGUGAGCGAGCAGCCCCCGCGACGUGGAGCAGUCUGCUGGGCAAGCUGUUCCUGCUUGCACUCUUCCUUCCGGCCCUCUCCCACUUCCUCACCGGCACGUACCACUUCGGGCUCGACGAAACGGUGCGGCCCUACGCCCGCAAGGUUUGGCGGCAUCCAGCGAACCCAUUCGCGUCGCCGGGCCGCGAGUUCACGCUGCUCCAGCUGGCGGCGUAUGACGGCGCAGACGAUCGCAAGCCCGUCUACCUCUCCAUCGACGGGCGCGUGUACGAUGUGUCGGCGAACCGGCGCAUCUACGGGCGCGGCGGGUCGUACAACAUGAUGGCUGGGCGCGACGCCUCGCGCGCCUUCGUGACGGGAUGCUUCGACACCCACCUCACGCACGACUUGCGCGGCCUGAGCGAAGCCGAGCUCAAGGCGCUGCAAGGGUGGAAGGACUUUUUCGAGAACCAUGCGCGCUACUGGCCCGUCGGGCAUGUGAUCUUGCCCCCGAUCGACCCCAAGACGCCCAUCCCUCCGCCGUGUCGCGAGCAGGCGGGCAACGCGCCUGGCGCGACGCAUCGUGGGCGGCCGCGCCCUGAUCCCGUCGUGAAGGCUGGCAAGUAGGCGGCUUUGGCACGGUGAUGCAUGUAUACGUGGUUGGUGCGAG
Messenger RNA from Cutaneotrichosporon oleaginosum, 858 nucleotides. RefSeq lists its product as uncharacterized. NCBI's taxonomy places the organism in Eukaryota, Fungi, Basidiomycota, Tremellomycetes, Trichosporonales, Trichosporonaceae. The record is from RefSeq and is a predicted model, not a curated record. Gene Ontology annotation, cellular component: membrane; endomembrane system.